AUUGCACCUGAAGACUUGCCUUCUUUCCCCAGCUCCAUGUGUUCCUCCUUUUCUACUGUUUCUAUCUUGAUACUUCUGCAGAUCUCACAUGCAACAAGUAAAUAUUCAAUCAGACCACCAAAUAAUCCUGUGAUUGGAUACCUUGAAAAGGACAUAAUCCUGCCAUGUUUGGUACAAACUCUGGAGCCACUUGCCAAGGUCAACAUCAGAAUUCAGUGGAUCUUAGAAAAAUCAGAAAAAAUUAAAGUGAAAAACUAUAACAGAAAUGAUGGGGAAACACAGGAUAGAAGAUAUCAGGGUCGAAUGGAGCUCUUUGCUUCUGAGAUUAAUAAAGGCAACCUGUCCCUGCUUCUGAGGAAUAUAAGUCUCUUUGACCAGGGACUAUACACCUGUAAGAUCUACCUUGACGACUGGUAUGAUAAGGUGGUGAUUCAGCUAGUUUUAGCAGCAAAUGGAGGUGACCCCACUAUUACCUUGUUGGAUUACAAUUGCCAAGGUAUUGGGCUCACCUGCAGCUCUGAGGGGUGGUACCCAAGACCUCAGGCUCUCUGGCAAGACAGCAAAGGGAAAAACCGGACAGAGAAGUCGGCCAUAGCAAACAAGGAGGCCGCAGCAGGAAUCUUUCAGGUUUGGGGUUCCAUUACACUCCAGCCAGAAGUGGAUAGCGAAGUCUCCUGCAAAUUCAUCAACGGCCUAGUAAAGAGCGAGAGAGAAUCCUGAAUCCUCAUUUCUGGUGAGUGGGG
Messenger RNA from Candoia aspera, 743 nucleotides. RefSeq names its product butyrophilin subfamily 3 member A2-like. Gene Ontology annotation, molecular function: signaling receptor binding. Gene Ontology annotation, cellular component: external side of plasma membrane. The record is from RefSeq and is a predicted model, not a curated record. Lineage: Eukaryota; Metazoa; Chordata; Lepidosauria; Squamata; Candoiidae. Gene Ontology annotation, biological process: T cell receptor signaling pathway; regulation of cytokine production. The transcript is spliced from 3 exons. Bases 37 to 720 code for a protein of 227 amino acids.